UACCAUCAAGAUGGAUGGAGAUCGCUCACCAAAGCCCAUUAUUCCAGAGAAGCGUUGGGGUGAUGACGUCGAACAACUUCGGGCACAAGAGAGGGCCCUGAAUUCUGAUCUCCGAGUUGCAAAAAAGCGAGUAAAAGCCGGCGGGUCAUUCAACGCAGCUUUCUGGGCGCAAUCGGUGGCAGCCGAGGAAGUGACUCUGAAAAGGGCUCAGGUAGAGCGCAAAAUUUCCUUGGGAAUGUUCAAAGGAACGGAGGCGGAGUGGGAGAAGACCGAAGAGGCUAAGCGGCUAUUUGAAGAAAUCCGUUCGCGAGAAGUGACAAGGAAGUUGGCAAGGAAGCGACAAGAAGAUCUAGAAGAAAUUUCAAAGGGAAGGACGUUACGAGCCAGCUUUAUGAAGCUGUUUACAACUAGUAAAAUGGGCCUGGGGAUUGCAGAUACCGGAGCCGGGAAACGAGAUCGUUCAGCCCAGACCAAAUUUCGAGCAGAUAUGGUCGAGAGAUAUGGGGCGCAACACCCCGAGGAGAGUUUCAUCUGGUGUCCUAUUUUCGGACAAUGGCUCAGUGCUGAGGGAGUCACUGCCGCUCAUUUAUUUGCGUGGAUGCAUGGACAAGACACAAUGGAUGGAGUUUUCGGCAAAACCAGCGAACCAGAACUUUUCUCCCCCCGGAAUGGGCUUCUUAUCGCAUCUGUCAUAGAAAAAUAUUUCGAUGACGGAAAGCUAGUUAUUGUGCCAGAUUUACCAGAACGACCACAGGUGGCCGAGCUUCUCGGGUGGUUAACGGGCGAAGUACGAGAGUACAAGAUCAGGAUAAUCGACAUGACGUGGGAUAAGCUGGACAGGCAGCCUCUGCCAGAAUCGCCGCUCAGGUAUAGAGAUCUAGAUGGGAGGAAACUGCAAUUUCGAACAUCAUUCCGACCAGCAGCCAGGUACCUAUACUUUCACUAUUGCCUGCAAGUUCUGCGGCGGGCAUGGCGGUUGAACCAAGACAAGACUGCGGACGUAUAUCUUCGCGAUGACAUGGGCAAACCCUUCUGGGGAACCCCUGGGCGCUAUCUGCCAAAGAACAUGUUGUUAACCUUGGUGGAGGAGCUGGGCCAUGACUACAAACACUUGUUAAAGGGGGCAUCUUGCAGGAACGGCGAGGAGGAUCUUUUACUGGGAGUUGCGACUGCCCAAAUCAAAUCUAAAGCCACCAGGAGAAGGACGCUCCGGGAUUUAGGUUUUGGAGACGAGAUAUAUCUUGAUGAUAGUGAGUCCGACUCCGACUCCGAGGAUGACGAUGGGGAUGACGAUGAGGUUGGUUGUUAGGUUGCGGUUCG
This is a messenger RNA of Aspergillus pseudotamarii, 1320 nucleotides long. RefSeq names its product HNH endonuclease signature motif containing protein. NCBI's taxonomy places the organism in Eukaryota, Fungi, Ascomycota, Eurotiomycetes, Eurotiales, Aspergillaceae. The coding region runs from base 11 to 1309 and encodes 432 amino acids. The transcript has a single exon. The record is from RefSeq and is a predicted model, not a curated record.